Messenger RNA from Parnassius mnemosyne (clouded apollo), 570 nucleotides. NCBI's taxonomy places the organism in Eukaryota, Metazoa, Arthropoda, Insecta, Lepidoptera, Papilionidae. The record is from the annotation of a GenBank genome assembly.
AUGGCAUUCGAGCAGGGUCAGUUUCGCAGUGUGUGGAAGGAGGGGAGGCUGGUCCUGCUCAGGAAGGAGGGGCGCCCCGCGGACUCAACGUCCGCGUACCGGCCCAUAGUGCUGCUUGACGAGGCGGGCAAACUUCUUGAGCGUAUCAUCGCAGAUCGCCUCGUCAGCCACUUGUGCAGAGAGGGGCCGGACCUGGACGAGAACCAGUUUAGUUUUCGUCGCGAGCGCUCCACCAUAGACGCUAUUACGCGCGUGAGAGUCCUGGUGGAGGAGACAAUAUCCCGGGAUGUGGUGGUGCUGGCGGUGUCUUUAGACAUCUCCAACGCCUUCAACACCCUACCCUGGAGUUGUAUUCGGGAAGCACUGAAUUACCAUCGCUUGCCUCCCUACCUCCGCCGCAUAAUAGGGGCUUACCUUGAGGAGAGAUGUGUUACGUAUUGGGGACGUGACGGCGCUGGUAGGCGCGUCAUGUCGUGCGGUGUUCCGCAGGGAUCGGUCUUGGGACCACUCCUGUGGAACAUCGGCUACGACUGGGUGCUGAGAGGUGACUCCAGUCGGGCGCCGAAUUGA